Messenger RNA from Gallus gallus (chicken), 7404 nucleotides. It is a transcript of the gene C2H9ORF30, whose product is annotated as chromosome 2 open reading frame, human C9orf30. The transcript is spliced from 3 exons. The record is from RefSeq and is a predicted model, not a curated record. NCBI's taxonomy places the organism in Eukaryota, Metazoa, Chordata, Aves, Galliformes, Phasianidae. The coding region runs from base 1627 to 2448 and encodes 273 amino acids.
AGCCGAGCAGAAGAGGAGCUAGCGAGGAGACAGGAGCGAGCUGGAGUUGAUGUGGGAGAAGUUGGCGUGCAGGAGAGUCUGGUAGGAUCGCUGUUUAUGGCUCUCUGGGGUGGGUUUGGGGCUCUCGUUAGGGAUGCCUGUCUGCAUCCAUCACCUUGCUUCCCAACAGCGGCUCUCCGCAUGGCCUCCGCGGGCAGCGGGAUGACCCGUUUAGAAUCUUAUCUAUCCGCGUUCGUGACAUACGACGUCGGAUUGUACAUAGUUUAACGACGCAUCUCAGGUCCACAGGCGAAAUACGAAUUUUAACCAAUAGGUGAUUUUGCUUGUUUUGUACCGCGGCGUCCAUUAAUUAGCGUUGAAAUGGAUUAAAAAGCGCUCAACAGGUUCUGUUUACUGAUGAUGCGUGACAGCAUUUCUGUCCGUGUCGCGUCGGUGUUCGCAGCGCGCACCUCAUUCCCCGGCGGUGCCGCUUCUCACAGGGUCGGGCCUGGAGCACGGCUGGGCGCCGUGAGGAAAGCAAACACUGGCGGAGGAAGGACGCUGCUUGCUGCUGGUUCUGUCAUUCACAUGAAACGUAAACCUGUUGUGGCUGCGUUUGGUCGCGGCGUUUCCCGUCCCUUUCGCCCUCAGACACUGAAAAGUACAACAUCGACUGGUUGCCAGUGCUGCUAAUUGCCAGUUAUGCUUAAGGCUUCAUCUGUGAUUUAAGUUGGAUAGAUUUUCUUUUUAUUCCUGUUAGCUAUUUCUGAUAGCAAGCCUGUUGGCAGUGGCAAACGACUUCCAUGUUCACGCUGUGAGCGGCUGCAGUUUGCUUGCAAACUGUUAUCUGUGUUGUGCUCACAGUAAACCUUCACGUUUGGCCUCAGACUUCCGCCAUAACCUUCUCUUUGCGUUUUCUCAUGGCUAAAUACCUCAGGGAACUGAAGAUGUUCACGCACGUCAGCAUGAAGGGAUUUUCUUUUAAAUGGGCUUCUUUAUAACUGGCUUGAGUUUGUCUGAAUGCGUGCAGGCAAAGUAAUAUGCACAGACCUACUUCUGAGCAUAUGUGCACUUCUUCACCUGUGUGAUUUCUUUCCCCAAGAUAUUCUUCCAGCAGAUCACACUCCGUACCUUGUAGUCUUCAGGAGAAGAAUUCCACACAGCGCUUCAACUUAUCAGGAGCUGGGAGAUGUUUUUUGUUAUUUUUAGAUAAAGGUUUGCGUGAGAGAAGCACUUAGGACACUGAUUUGUUUUAAUGCAAGUUGUCAAUAGAGCUAUGCCAGAAGAUAAUUAGGACAAAGUAAUUCCUCACAGCACGGUGCAGUCUUACAGCCUGGGCACCUGUUUGAGGCUGAGAAGCCUUCCAUUUUUUGGUUCUUAGUAUUUACACUGUGACUGCCUUCAUAUGCCUACACAAUCCUGUUUACUGCUACAUUUGGUAAACAAGUGCAAUUUCAACACAGGUUCUAACAGACUAAAUUAUAUCCUGGGCAUAUGUCUUGGGAGCAUCUUGCAGCCUCAAAUGGAAAUGAUCUGAGUUUGAGAGAGUCCUUUUCCAUACUGCACUUAGGAGCCAAUGGGCUGUCGGAAGGCAAUUGAUAUCCACAAAGAAAAAGGAUUUCUGGCUUCUUGGAGAAACAGUAGAAAAUGCAAAACGAAAUAAUAAAGCCUGCUAAAUACUUCUCGGAAGUGGAGAAGAGCGUGCUGCUCGCGCUAGUGGAGAAGUACAGAUAUGUACUCGAGUGUAAAAAAAGCGAUGCGAGGACUAUUGCUCUGAAACAACGCACCUGGCAAGCGUUAGCACAUGAAUAUAAUUCACAGCCCAGUGUAUCUCUGCGAGACUUCAAGCAGUUAAAGAAAUGCUGGGAAAAUAUCAAGGCACGGACAAAAAAGAUAAUGGCACAUGAAAGGCGGGAGAAGGUAAAAAGCAUUAGUCCACUUAUAAAUACUCACAUCAUAGGGAAGGAGAAGAUUGCCAGCAUAAUGCCUGAGCAAAUAUACUUUUUGCAGAGCCCACCAGAAGAAGAUUCUGAAUAUCAGCCUGAUGCUUCUAGUCAAGAGUCAUUUGUUGUCUCAAAUAGAGAACUUUGUGAUGAAGAGAAAGAGCUGAUACAUUUCCCAGUGUGUGAAGGUACCUCCCAGCCUGAGCCUUCGUGUUCUGAUGUCAGAAUAGCAGCAGAUAAGAACUACAGAAGUAAAGCAUCUCAGGAAAGUGCUCUGAAAAAGAUGCAUGAGGAAGAACAUCAUCAGCAAAUGUCAAUUUUGCAACUGCAGUUAAUCCAAAUGAAUGAAGUUCACGUGGCAAAAAUACAGCAAAUAGAAAGAGAGUGCGAGAUGGCUGAAGAGGAACACAGGAUAAAAAUGGAAGUGCUAAAUAAAAAGAAAAUGUAUUGGGAGAGAAAAUUGCAGACCAUCACAAAAGAAUGGCCUGUAUCAUCCUUUAACAGACCCUUUCCUAAUUCACCGUAGAACAUAAAGUGGCAGAAUUAAUCUGACUGAGCACAUUUAUAAGUAAUGCACACUGGAAAGAGGGUUUUUUAAUGUGAAUGUACAGUGACAGAAUAGGUGCCCAGCUGGUAGUGAACAGGCUUUGAUUCUUAACAUAUAUGGCAACAGUGGUAGAGCCUACCAGGGGAAGACAGUAUUGUUCGAUUGUAGGUAAUUCUGACCUGUGUAACUUCCCCUCACAGAAUACCCUGGCAUCCUUUUGAAAUUCAAGGUAUUCUGGGCAUUCAUACAUCGAGUAUUUUUUUUUUUUAAAAAAAAAAGAACAUCUGGUUACAGUGUUUAUUUUCAUUUCUGUCUCUUCAUAUUUACCAUUUCCUGAAUGAAGGCAGGGGUUAGAAUUGCUCUCUUCUACUGAGAGAAAAGGUGGUUGACAGCGAUGCUCAGAUUGUUACACUGAGGCACAGAAAAACAAAACAGAACUUGUCCUUGGUUAAUAUACAGUCCUUAAACCAUUCUUCAUAGAAGAUGUGAAAAUGAAGGAAGUAGCAAAAGGAACACUGUGGUAAUUGAGUGCUUUGCUUGUGAAGAACAACAGUGAUGUUUUCUAGCUGGCUGGCUGACUGAGAGAGUGAUCUGUGGAGUGGCCCUUGUGUUCUGUGAGCCUUGACCCUUAGGAAGUUGCGAAGAAGGUGACUUCUUCCCCAAAAGCCACUUGUCCUCUCCUCUCCAGGACUAUCGUAUUCAAGUACAAUGCUGAAAUAGGAGGGCUGCUUGCUGCUGCCAAUGCUGUGCGCUGCUCCCCUGGAGUCAUUGUGAGGGGAAGAGCUACUUAAUUAUUCAUGAAGCUCUCAAAAUGUGGCAAGCCACCUAACCCAUUGGCAAAAUCUCCCUUUCUCUCCCCAUGAGAUACUUGAUGGUUUAGCAGCUAAAAGAGGCAAAGCAAGACUUGUCCUCUUUUCCAAAGUUUCGGGUGGGAAGCAGUGAAAGGGGGUCAUUCCUGUCUUGGAGUUCUGUUUUAUUCCGUGUGUGUUAAGGUGAUGUAUUUCUUGCCUUUGCUGUCACUGAGGGAUGAUGGACAUGAUUUGUACAAAAACAUUCCCAUGGAAGCCCCCACAGUUGGGGGCCCAGAAUAGUAGAUGGUAGGAAAGCACAAAUAAAGUUAAUCCUUCCUCCAGCAAUCAUUUGUUCUAGUGGUGCAAGGAUUAAGGAAUGCGAAACACACAACUCCGCAAAGAUGCAUUUGUAAGAACUUCUGAUGUGUGAAAAACUGUUUUGUAGGAAGGUGUACAACCAUCAUUUGAAGCGGUGAGAAAAAAUGAACAAAGGCAUAAAUUUUCAGUGAAAAUCCCAAGUAUUUCAUUGUUCUAAAGUACUUUCAGGUUGCAAUGAAUAAAGACACAUCCAGACAGAGUAACAUAUUCAAGUCGAGGUGUGGUACAAAACAUCCUUUGGUUCCCAGCUGCACUCCUGUUUCUUCCCUGGAUGUUCUUUCUGGUGCAAUUUGUUUUGGUAUUGGUUUUGGAUUUUUUGGUGGGUGGUUUUCUUUUCCUCCUUUGAUCUGCUUUCCCUGCUGGUGAUUCAUCUUUGCAAGCACUGCCAUUAUCAACCACAAUGCUCACAGUGGUUAACACUGUGGUACAUGCGUUGCUGCCUUCAACAUACAAAUACCAGCAAGCACAAUGCGAAUGAUUUAUUGCAACUUAUUUUAUAUGACAGAGGGGAAAAAAUAAUAAAGGCAGCUUUUGCAGAGCUGCUGCAAGAUUAAAAAGGUCAUGUAUGAAAUCUGAAGGCAUAUUUUUUUUUGUCAGGAAACUCAGUUUUCUUAUGAAUGGGCUGUAUGAAAGAAGCACAGGACUUCCAAAAGAGGAGAUAAUUAUGGGCAUUUUUUGUUCUGCUGAAUGGAAACAAUACUGUGAGGUAGGACAAUGACGUACAGGGAUAGUUAGAGGCAAAGAAAAGAAGUGAAUGAAUGGUUGUGAGGACCUUUGUAUUCUGGGGUUGUACUCUGUAACCUGGAAGGUGAGUCAGUUACUGGAGUGGUUAGGGCAAUUGCUUAGGCACUAUCCAGGAAAGGGAUACAAAUGACAUUUCUGAUUCCUUCCACACUCCUAAGUGAAAGUUGUUUGAAACUGUGGCAUUGAAACCAUGUAUACUAAGGUGUCGAAAGGUGACAAACUGAGACAAUUCCAGUACUGUGAAGAGACCAAAAAUGGAGAGACAAUUCAGACCUAGAGAGCAUGAAGUAAUCCAGGGAGUAUCUCGUGGUAUUUGAGAUAAAGGUAGUCCUGACUCCUAGAAUUUAUAACAUUCUUCACAAAAGAUUGUUUUAUUUUUGUAUUAAAGUCAUCUAAAAUAUGCAUGUUUUCAGACUGUACUAAGUGGGAAAUGCCUUGCAUUUUGCUGUGUAUACUUGUUCUGAGCCCCAGAAUUACAGUCCUUAAGCUGAAAGAUAUAACCUUUUAUAACUUCAUUUCCAAAGCUCUACCACUGGAGCGAGGGAUAUUGCUGCUUACCACAAACCCUCUCCAUGAUGCUCCUUCCUACAUAGCAGAGAUGCCUUUAGCCAGGGCUACACACUCAACGCUCCAGUACAUGCACAGGGGUUCACACAAGGGCAGGCAUCACUCAGCAAUCAGUCUGCAGGACUCAGCUAUCUCGUUGCAGCCCUGCAAAAUGCAAGGUUUGGGGCUACGUUGUCCUGAGUGAUACCACAUCCAGUGCAGCUGAGGAGAUAGUCCUGAAUUUUGUUUAAAGAUGAGUUAUCUUUGUGUGUUUGCAGAACUAAAUGUUAGCAGUCCCUCAAGAUUUUUUUAGCUGGUUGUAGCUACAGUGGCUUUUACAAUGUGCCCUCUUCCUUCUUCCACUCUCACGCUUUAAUGUUUCUCGUUUAUUCUGAAUUUGUGGUCAGAGCAUCAUACCUACGUGAUAACACUGAAAUCAGUAACUCCUACACAUGUAAAGAUUGUUACUUUGGAGGUGGGUGAAUGACAUGGGAAUCUUAAAAUAGUAUUUUUAUUUAGGCAAGUGGAGUCCAUUACAAGAAGUCCUGUGAUUUCGUGUUUUGAGCUUGUGUGUUCAAAGCUGUUCUUACGAUGCACUGAUGCACGUAAGGCUUUGUUUUGAUAAUUGGCUCCCUUUUCACUUGAAUUUUCACUUUCUUCUCAAGCAGUUAAAUGUAAAACUCACACAUCAUUGCUCUUCCUGAGCUUUGUCUCUAGUUAGAUACUCAGAAAUGUUUCUGUGCAAAUCAGUACCGAUGUGUACUAAAAUUAAUACACUUAGACUAACAAAAUAAGCCAAGUAACAAGAUGGUAGGAUAAUGUGCAGCAACUGUUAAUAUCAUUUAAAAAUCAUUACGAAGGGCAACUCUGUACAUUUAAUGGAAAGAAAGAAUACCGUUUGUUGCCAUCUGUAAGCAUAGAAAAAUAAUGUCUUUAAACAAUGAAAGUAAGCUUUGAUCUCUGAAUCUGGUAUCAGAGAGUAACUUUUGAGCUGCUGAUUUAAAGGGGACUUUGCUUUGUUUGGUUUGGUUUUUUGUUUUGUCACAAAAUUACACAAAAAAAAAAUGCUGAUUGCCUUAAAUGCAUAUAGAAACGUGGACAGAUUUCUGGGUAAUGAAACAAAGCUGUGGCCCUGAGAAUUUUGCUGCUCUGGUGAUGAAGGGAUUAGGCAUCCCACAGCAUCAUUAGUCAUGUUAAUAGCACCGAGCAAAUUAAAAACUCACAAAGCCAAAAAUAAAGUAAAAUGCUGGUACAGGUUACAGAGUGAGCCACAAGUGUGGACAGCUCCUGGCUGUCCUGGGAGAGAACUCCGUCACAAACGUCAAUGAAUUCUGCCACACAGUCUUCACUUUUCCUGUUAAAACAGCCACAUGGAAAUAAAAAAACAGUAAAAUAGAAUUUAGCAAAAAUCUGUUGCUUCUCCAGAAGAGCUGGCAAGAAAAAAAAACGCCACACUAUAUAAAUACAUAUAUUUGGGGAAUGAACACUAAUGUAAUAGAAAUAGAGCACGAUAGAUUUUUAGACAGUCCUUAAUUAAUGUGUUUUUAAAAAGAAAAAAAUGUUGAUUGAGAGUGCGUGUGUUCUUUUUGUUAUUCAGUCCAGCUGCAGAAUAGCUGUAUGCCUCAGUUUCUGACUGAGUGCUGGGGCACCUAAUUAAUCAAACUUGUUUGGCAACAGAGAAGUAGAUUUGCAUUCGGCACAACUUGAGAUGGAUUAUAUUCCAGCAGCCUUCAGAUAUUUCUUCUCGGAUGUAAGGGGCUGUUCUUGGACAGACCUCAAUCAGGAACUGGCAUCGGAUGCCAAUUUAGUUGUAACUCACUAUUCACACAGUGCUAACGAGGUGACAUAUAAGCUCUUCAUGCUCUGCCUAUUAUUUGGUCACGCACAAAACCCAUAUCUUUCCUUACAGUUACACCAUGAAAUGUUGUACUGAGCAACAAACAGACCUGAUGUUCCUCCUGUAUAAAUGUCUGCUAUGCAUUCUGUGCCACAGUGUAACAUGCAGGCAAAAUUUGACUUCUGUUUGGUUUUGGACUUCAAAAAUGUUGACCUGUUAUCCUCAGUGAAUUUUGCUUAAAGUUGCUUUCUCCUGUUAGACACCUUUGCAUUCCUACAGAACUGACCUACAGAAAUCAGUGAAACUCUUGGCUUUAUAGCUUCUAAAUACCAAACCUAUGGACUGAAUUGACACACAAGUGAUAAAUUCCAUUUAUCUGAAAAAAGACCUUGUGCAUACUGUCACAUACUGAAACUCCAAAUGCGGAUUAGGGAGGUGAUGUGAUGGAUUUGGUAUUUAAGCCAGCACUGAAAUUUUGGCAGGCUGGGAGUUAUCACUGCUGACCUAAUACAGAGUUUUGACCUCUUGACUGCAAGAACAAUGAUGUCCAAUCCAAAUAUUGCCUUACCUCAAACUUUCUAUCUAAAAUGAGGUGUAAUGAGAAAUUCUUGCCAAAUAAAGCAUCAGUAGUUUCCAAAA